CCGUAACAUAGGUUCUACAUCGCCACGAAGUUCUGCCAGAACAGUAUUCAGGACAUAAAAGCAAGCCGUCUUCCUACCGUCCUCGUCGAAUUUAUUUGAUCCCAUAUCAUAUCCUUAGAAACAAUGCGUUUCUCCUUCGUCCUCGCCGUCGUCGCUGCUUUGACAGCGUCAAUAUUUGCCGUCUUUCUUCAUAUUUUUCUUGUCUGCUACAUAGAAUACAGUCCUAAAUAUUUGCGUCCUUCGUACGUACUAAUCAAUCGCUUCCUCAGUCACGUUCGUUGUCUCUCCUUGCUCGUCAUUUUGGUAUACUCGGUCCACUUCUCUCGAAACUCUUUGCUUGUGGUGUCGAGGCCCAUGGAGGAGAACGCGGUCCAGAACGCCAGUCCCAGUGCAUAUUUGCAGCAAAGGGGCGCCGCAAUCGCGGGCGCUGCAAAGUUACUACUAGUACUAGAUCAUCGUGUUCGACGUCGGCGGGCGCGUCACAAGGAACUGG
This is a messenger RNA of Suillus paluster, 493 nucleotides long. RefSeq lists its product as uncharacterized. The record is from RefSeq and is a predicted model, not a curated record. The transcript is spliced from 4 exons. NCBI's taxonomy places the organism in Eukaryota, Fungi, Basidiomycota, Agaricomycetes, Boletales, Suillaceae. The annotation marks the transcript as partial.